UCGCGCCACUUUCGUCUGCGGCUGGCGGGAAGCGGCCGCGGCACCGGCGGACCGGGGCCAGGCGUGACGUCAUUUGGGCGCUGGACCGGCUCGGGACCGAUCCCUGCCAUGGCGCCGCGCGACUAUGCCGCCGACAAAGAGAAGCUGAAGCGGUUCUUGGAGGAGUUCUACCGGGAUGGCCCUGACGGCAAGGAGUUUCCGUACCGGCAGCAGCUGGAGGCCUUGGCACACCGGGAUCAGGUGGCGCUGUACGUGUCCCUGGACGACGUCGCCGAGGAGGAACCGGAGCUGGCCGAGGCCGCCUGCGAGAACGCGAGGCGCUACGGGCGGCUGUGCGCGGACGCGGUGCAGGAGCUGCUGCCGAGCUACCGCCGCCGGGAGGUGACUCGCAGGGACGCCCUGGACGUGUUCAUCGAGCACCGACUGCUGCUGGAGCAGCGGGGCCGGGACCGGGAAGGGGGGGACAACCGAGAUCCCCACAACCGCUACCCGCCUGAGCUGCUGCGGCGCUUCGAGGUCUACUUCCUCGCCCCCUCCUCCUGCAAGCCGCUGCGGAUCCGGGACGUGCGUGCGGGCAGCAUCGGGCACCUGGUGACCGUCCGCGGCGUCGUCACCAGGGCCACCGAGGUGCAGCCUCGGCUGCUGGUGGCCACCUACAGCUGCGACCAGUGCGGGGCCGAGACCUACCAGCCCAUCGAGUCGGAGACCUUCACACCGCUGCUGCUGUGCCCCAGCCGCGAGUGCCAGCGGGACCGGGCCGGGGGCCGCCUGUACCUGCAGAGCAGGGGGUGCAGGUUCCUCAAGUUUCAGGAGCUGAGGGUCCAGGAGCAUAGUGACCAGGUGCCUGUGGGCCACCUGCCUCGCUCCAUCACGGUGGUGGCCCAGGGGGAGAACACGAGGCUGGCACAGCCUGGGGACCACGUCAGUGUCACUGGCACCUUCCUGCCCCAGCUGCGCUCUGGCUUCAGGCAGAUGGCACAGGGACUGCUCUCGGAGACCUUCCUGGAGGCUCACAGCAUCGUGAGGGUGAACAAGGGAGAGGAGGAGGAGGAAGGAGCUGAGCUGAGUGAGGAGGAGCUGCGGCAGAUCACUCAGGAGGACUUCUACGAGAAGCUGGCAGCCUCCAUUGCCCCUGAGAUCUACGGGCACGAGGAUGUGAAGAAGGCUCUGCUGCUGCUGCUGGUGGGGGGUGUGGACCAGAACCCCCAGGGCAUGAGGAUCAGGGGCUCCAUCCACAUCUGCCUGAUGGGGGACCCAGGCGUGGCCAAGUCCCAGCUGCUCUCCUACAUCGACCGAUUGGCGCCGCGCAGCCAAUACACGACCGGGCGGGGGUCGUCGGGCGCGGGUCUGACGGCGGCAGUGCUCCGGGACGCUGGCACGGGGGCGCUGACCCUGGAGGGCGGGGCGCUGGUGCUGGCCGACGGCGGCGUCUGCUGCAUCGACGAGUUCGACAAGCUGCUGGACGCGGACCGAGCUGCCAUCCACGAGGCCAUGGAGCAGCAGAAGGUGGCCGUGGCCAAGGCUGGCAUCUUGGCACAGCUCAACGCCCGCUGCGCCGUCCUGGCGGCCGCCAACCCUGCCCUGAGUCGCUUCGAUCCUUCCCGCAGCUUGCAGCGCAAUCUGCAGCUGCCUCCUGCCCUCCUGUCCCGCUUCGACCUGCUCUGGCUGCUGCGCGACCGCCCCGAGCGCGGCGCAGAUCUGAGGCUAGCACAGCACAUCACCUAUGUGCACCAGCACAGUCGGCAGCCGCCCAGUGCCCUGCAGCCCCUCGACAUGAGGCUCAUGAGGCGUUACCUUGCCCUGUGCCGCCGCCAGCGCCCGGUGGUGCCCCCCCAGCUGGCAGAGUUCAUCACUGCUGCCUACGUGGAGCUGCGGCGAGAGGCCAGGGACAGCCCCGAUGCCACCUUCACCUGUGCCAGGACCCUGCUGGGCAUCCUGCGCCUCUCCACGGCCCUGGCACGGCUGAGGCUGGGUGAGGUGGUGGAGAAGGAGGAUGUGAGUGAGGCCAUCAGGCUGCUGGAGAUGGCCAAGGACUCACUGCAGGGGGACAAGGCACAGCAGAGCCGUGCCCAGCGCCCAGCCGAUGCCAUCUUUGCAGCGCUGCGGGAGCUGGCAGGGGCCGGGGGGGCACCUGGGGGGGUGCCCAGGGGGGUGCCCUACGCCGACGCCCUGCAGCGGUGCCUGGCAAAAGGCUUCACUGUGGCACAGCUGGAGGAGGCCCUGCAGGAGCUGCAAGAGCUCAAUGUGCUGCAGCUCAACGCUGCCCGCAGCCGCAUCACCUUCCUCUGAGCCUGGCACCCCUGCCCUGGGCACCCAACCCUGCCCCUGGUGCUGAAGCUUCUCCCAGGCCCUGUUGGGUCCUCGCCCCUCCCCCUGCCCCUCCCUUGUUGACCUUUUAACCAAUAAAAACCUUUGUGUGA
This is a messenger RNA of Pogoniulus pusillus (Red-fronted tinkerbird), 2420 nucleotides long. RefSeq names its product minichromosome maintenance complex component 7 (gene MCM7). Gene Ontology annotation, biological process: double-strand break repair via break-induced replication; DNA replication; DNA replication initiation. Gene Ontology annotation, molecular function: single-stranded DNA helicase activity; single-stranded DNA binding; ATP binding. The coding region runs from base 109 to 2289 and encodes 726 amino acids. The record is from RefSeq and is a predicted model, not a curated record. Gene Ontology annotation, cellular component: nucleus; MCM complex. Lineage: Eukaryota; Metazoa; Chordata; Aves; Piciformes; Lybiidae. The transcript has 15 exons.